Messenger RNA from Vitis vinifera (wine grape), 636 nucleotides. RefSeq names its product copper transporter (gene CTR5). Gene Ontology annotation, molecular function: copper ion transmembrane transporter activity. Lineage: Eukaryota; Viridiplantae; Streptophyta; Magnoliopsida; Vitales; Vitaceae. Gene Ontology annotation, cellular component: plasma membrane. The transcript has a single exon. Gene Ontology annotation, biological process: copper ion transmembrane transport; intracellular copper ion homeostasis. Bases 1 to 456 code for a protein of 151 amino acids. The record is from RefSeq and is marked provisional.
AUGGAUCAAGAUCACGAUCAUAUGCACAUGUCGCCACCGCCGGCGAACUCCACCGGGAUGUCACCCAUGCACCACAUGGAGAUGAUGAUGCACAUGACAUUCUACUGGGGCAAGGAAGCCGAGAUUCUCUUCUCUGGCUGGCCCGGAGCUCGCAGCGGCAUGUACGCCUUAGCCUUGAUCGUCGUCUUCGUUAUGGGCAUCAUCGUGGAGUGGCUUUCCUAUUGCCGGCUGAUCAAGCCUGGGUCGACCCAUGCAGCCGCAGGGCUGGUUCAGACGCUGCUGCACACUAUUCGGAUUGGUCUGGCGUAUAUGGUGAUGCUGGCUCUGAUGUCCUUCAAUGGCGGAGUGUUUCUGGUGGCGGUGGCCGGACACGCAGUGGGGUUUUUGGUUUUCGGGAGUAGGGUUUGCAGGGGGAGUGAAAUGGUGUCGUUGGAGAAGACCUCUGAUCUUCCUUAAUGAGUCGCUGAUCAGUUGAAUUGGGUUGGAAUUCAAUUACAAAUGGCAGUGUACUAUUGUACGUACGUGGAACUUUAUAAUUAACCUAUUUCUACUGCGUCUGUGUAAGGACGGAAAUAAUGAAAUUCUAGGGCUUAUACUGUAUGUUCUUGUCUUGUCAUAUGAUGACUUAUGAUUCUC